Molecule: messenger RNA, 288 nt
Organism: Colletotrichum costaricense
Lineage: Eukaryota; Fungi; Ascomycota; Sordariomycetes; Glomerellales; Glomerellaceae
Exons: 1
Coding region: 1-288 (95 amino acids)
Source: RefSeq, a predicted model, not a curated record
AUGCGAUUCUUGAUUAUGCGAGCUGCGUGUUGCUGCUGCUGCCGGAUGCGGUCUUGCGUUGUCUGGGUUGUUGCGUCUGACGUGACGACGUGCGUUUGCUGGUGGAUGGGAGGAAGAGUGCAGCUAUUCCCCCUUUUUUGCCUGUUUAGGAUAGGUAUUGGGAUUCAUAGGGCGGUAGGGGUUGGGACUUUGGGUACAGGUCGUGAUUUCAAUAAUUGGCGGGAUGACGUGCUUACGACAUGGGUAGGAGAAAACAAAAAGAAUAGAAAGAAACGGAACAACUGGUAA